Terrapene triunguis (Three-toed box turtle) is the source of this 3066-nucleotide messenger RNA. It is a transcript of the gene RMDN3, whose product is annotated as regulator of microtubule dynamics 3. The transcript has 11 exons. Gene Ontology annotation, cellular component: cytoplasm; spindle microtubule; mitotic spindle pole. Bases 19 to 1164 code for a protein of 381 amino acids. NCBI's taxonomy places the organism in Eukaryota, Metazoa, Chordata, Testudines, Emydidae. The record is from RefSeq and is a predicted model, not a curated record. Gene Ontology annotation, molecular function: microtubule binding.
CUUAUAAGACAAGCACCAAUGGAGGCUGGUGAUGGCAUUACAUAUACAACUCUUUUAACACGAGAAGAGCAGGUGGAAGUGCUGAACCGUCUGGACUUUGUGCUGAAAAACAUUAUAGAGCUACGAAAAGAAGUGGAGGAGCUGAAGAACAGCCUGCAGAGUUUAGCUGGGGAGAUCAUUGGAGAAGUCAAGUCCCACCUGGAAGAAACCCAGAAGGUAACUCGGCGGAGGCGAUACCCAUUUCCUAGAGAGAGGAGUGAUUCCACAGGGUCCAGCUCUAUUUAUUUCACAGCCAGCUCAAGAGGGGCCAAUACAGAUGAUGGUGAAAGUGAGGGAGGGUACACCACAGCCAAUGCAGAGUCUGACUAUGACCGGGAGUCAGAGAGAGAGAGUGAGGAAGGGGAAGAUGAAGUGAGCUGUGAGACAGUGAAGACUGCACGGAGGGAUUCACUGGACCUAGUCAAUGAGGAUGAAACUGUUUUGGUCUUUGACUCUACAACGGAGGAGGAAUUUGGUCAGCUGCUGCAGCAGGCUGACCAGCUGCAUAGCGGGAAUAACCAGGAGAAGAGGGAAGGAUUCCAGCUGCUGCUUAACAAUAAACUGGUGUAUGGAGACCAGCAAGAUUUCCUUUGGCGCCUGGCUCGAGCAUACAGUGAUCUGUAUGAAAUCACAGAGGAUGCAGACGAAAAGAAAUCAUAUGCUUCUGAUGGGAAAGAAGAGGCAGAGGCAGCCCUACAGAAAGGGGAUCAAAGUGCUGAGGGUCACCAGUGGUAUGCUAUUCUUUGUGGCCAGUUCUCAGAACAUGAAAGUAUUCAGAAGCGUAUUCAAGCUGGGUAUGUUUUUAAGGAACAUGUUGAUAAAGCAAUUGCCCUGAAACCAGAUGACCCCAAGUCUUACUAUCUUCUGGGCAGGUGGUGUUACCAGAUCGCUCAUCUGGGAUGGCUUGAAAGAAAGACUGCUUCUGCCUUGUAUGAAGCACCCCCUACAGCCACUGUCCAUGAUGCACUGCAGAACCUUUUAAAGGCUGAAGAGCUGAGCCCAGGAUUUUCCAAAGCAGGAAGGGUGUACAUUUCUAAGUGCUACAGAGACCUGGGGAAUAACUCUGCAGCUGUUCAGUGGAUGAAUCUGGCUUCAGAGCUGCCAGUUAUCACAAAUGAGAAGUGAAAAAGAAAUAAGAAGGAAGACUUCCUCUUACUGCUUGGAAAACCUGAAUAAAAUUUUAAAAACAAGUAUAAAGACCCGUAUCAGGUAGGAGGAGGGAUAUGAGAAAUUUGCUUUAAAAAAAAAAAAAAAAAUAGAGUUGAAUAAGAAAAUGAAACCAAGUGAGUAACCUUUAAUUUUGUAAAUGGGACUGGAUUAAACCCACUGGCCAUUGUGAUGUUUAUCAUUUCUUUCUUUGCUGUCUCAGGAUGAAAAAAUCAAGAGGGAGAUGGAGGAGAUGCAAGGAAUCUCAGAAGAAUAAGGUUUUUUUUUUUUUUUUUUUUUUUUAUAUUAAGAGCCCAGUCCUCUGAUAACUCUGGUGUGGACAGGACAAAUUACAGUCUAAAGGAUUUCACAAUCUGGACAACCUUGGAUUGGGCUUCGUGGGCAAACCACAGAUCUUACAAAGAACAAACCAAACUGCAGUUUCAACAGCACUUCCCUGAGGAGUUAAAUCUUGGCAGAGACUCACAGGACUAAACUCUAAUUCUGUUCAUCUGCCUGCCUGUUGCAUCAGAUAUAGUCUAAUGAAUCAAGCGCUUGACCUGUUUAGUGCAGCAGCCAUCAACUUGAUUGGAUUUUAGUUGUUUCCUCUAUGCCUUUGAUUUUCACAUUCAUCCACCUACACUUCCCAAGAAGUAUUUAUUGCUCAACUUCUAUCGGGCGAGGACAUAAACCUGUGAAGUUCAAGAUGUGAUGGGUUCCUGUGCUCUAAUUAAUAAAAUGUCACAGGCAUGGUUCUAGUGCGUUAUGAAGGCUGGGAAUCAACAGCCACCCUUAGCUAUGCCUAUAUUUCUUUAUAGUUAGUGACAACCAUUGCUAAUAGGCAGAGUGGAGAAUGUCAAUCUUUCCCUACUGCUGAGCUCUUUGAUUGCUCAUGGCUUUUUCAGCAAAGGUUUCUUCAGUUGAGAAUCCAGGGUGGGCCUGGCAACCCACUUUCACUUUUACUACUUAAACAAUAUUAACAUAGUCUGGAGUUACACAUUGGACACUGGCAUAGCUGAUAAAAUACAGGCCUGACAUUUGUACAGAGGCUUCAACAAGGUACAGGGUAAAGCCAUUGUGCUUGGUGUUUUAUUUUCCAUUGGUUCUAGCUGCCUGCUGUACUGAAGACAGUGAGGCAUUCUUAUUUUCCAUUAAACCUAUGGCUUGAAGUGGGCAGUGACAUUAGAUCAUAAGAAAGGGCAAUUACAAAGAAACCAUAAUACCAAAGGCAAGAGUUCUGCUCAGACCCUUCUCACCUCCCUCUGAAAACAUCAGUGAUGCCCAGAGCCCACUCCUGUUGUCUCUUUGCAAGUUCAUCUGGCUAGUUAAUGGUUUUAGUCAUCAAGGUAAAACCAGCAAUACUCAUCAACAUACGUCUAGAGAUUAACAUCAUGGGACCAAUGCAUCUGCUUUCAGAGAUGUUCUUCAGAAAUAAGGACUUAUGUUAAAGAAAGGUAUCACUGCCAUAAGAGACCAAGUGAUAAAAUCUUAAACUUGGAACACAAACUGGAUUUUCUUCACUCACCAAAAAUGCUAAUCUUUUAAUCCAAGUGGACGCUUUCAGAUUCCUUAAUUGUGAAAGUUCGAUAUCUUCUGCACUCAUCUAAACCUUACCUACCUGAUGUAAAGAAGUUUAGGAGUUGCAGAGACUGUUCAUUAUCUUUAUGAAGCACUUGCUGCAGAAAGAGAGGAACCACAUGGCAAAAUUGACAGUUCAGCACAAAUGCUUUCCACCUCAUUCUGCUAGAUAACAAAUUCAAAGUAUAAUCAAAAUGACACUUUGGGUUGGGAGGGGGUAUCAAGCUAACCACUAAUAUUUGUUCCAGUCAGUUCCAAAUAGCAGAAAGUUUUGGGUUGGUUUUUUUUCUCCUCUAACACUUU